ACGUGGCCCUUACGAGACCUAGAGCUGACGCGUGGAUCCGUGUCUCCUCCUAGUUGCAGUCUGGUAGUCGUUUGUGGCUGUGCGCUGUCUCGCUAUUGCCUUGAAGGCAGGCGAGCCUGUAGCCCAGGGAAGAAGGAGGAAGUCGUAGAAGCUGACCCUGAUCCGCGUCAGGUCUUUAGGUCGGUUGGUGCAGCAGAUUUCAAAGCUAAGAGAGGAAGACUGCUUCUGAUCCCUGCAGGAAGAAUAAGCAGGAAAAAAAUCUCAAAAUGGAAAAUAUCCCCCAGGAAAGCAAAGGAGACGAGCAGGCUCUGGUGCAGAAUGAAAACGAAGCUCACCCUUUGGGAGGUGGUGAAGACCAGGAGCCUGGAGGAAAUAUUAGAGCGGGCUGGGCCCCACCUGCCCAUGAUGUUAGAGAGGAUAUGCCCAAUAGGCUUGUCAAUAACCUUGACAUGAUAGAUGGAGAUGCAGAUGAUAUGGAACGGUUCAUGGAGGAGAUGAGAGAGCUAAGGAGGAAAAUUAGGGAGCUUCAGUUGAGGUACAGUUUACGUAUUCUUAUAGGUGAUCCCCCUCACCAUGACCAUCAUGAUGAGUUUUGCCUUAUGCCUUGAAUGCCGAGGUUAAUAAUAAUAAACCCCCUGCUUCCCAAAGUUGAAUUUUCUUGAUGUACCUUUUGCUGUGAACAUGUGGUGUUCUGUCAUUUUUCUGAUUGAAAAUUUCAUUUUGACUUUGGAAGUUUUUCUGUUAGCAGGGGAGUUUCAUCAACUUGCAUGGAAAGAUGUUUAUUACAUACUGUGAAGGUAAUAAAGCAGUUUAAAAAGCA
Messenger RNA from Lutra lutra (Eurasian river otter), 820 nucleotides. RefSeq names its product brain expressed X-linked 5 (gene BEX5). Gene Ontology annotation, molecular function: signaling receptor binding. Lineage: Eukaryota; Metazoa; Chordata; Mammalia; Carnivora; Mustelidae. Gene Ontology annotation, biological process: signal transduction. The transcript is spliced from 3 exons. Gene Ontology annotation, cellular component: cytoplasm. The coding region runs from base 267 to 608 and encodes 113 amino acids. The record is from RefSeq and is a predicted model, not a curated record.